This is a messenger RNA of Ostrea edulis (European flat oyster), 1604 nucleotides long. RefSeq lists its product as uncharacterized. The record is from RefSeq and is a predicted model, not a curated record. NCBI's taxonomy places the organism in Eukaryota, Metazoa, Mollusca, Bivalvia, Ostreida, Ostreidae. The coding region runs from base 573 to 1394 and encodes 273 amino acids. The transcript is spliced from 4 exons.
UUGGUUUUUUUUGGGGGGUUUUUGUUUGUUUUUUUUUGAAUAGCAAAACCUAACCUGUUUUUACAUAAUGUAUAUUUUAUAUGAAUAGUAUACUUAUAGGUGUUUAAGACACCACCACGCUUUAUGAUGAUAAUUUGUAAUCACUUUAGAUGCAUCGAGCUGCAACCCAGCCGUAUCGGAUAUACCCGCAGUGUUCCAUAGAAACCUCGCAUUUCAAUGGGUCACAAUAUAUAACACGCCUUAUAAUCUACGCCAGUCCAACAGAUGUCCACCGUGAAUGUGCCUCGCAGUACGAUAAGAAAACUUGAACAUACUUGAACAAGUAAUUUAAGGGAUAAUGAUUUCAUAGAUCCGCCCCGAACGUGCAAUGUCGUCUAAACAUAUGAUGAGCGUGAUCUAACAUUCACAUAGCCAUGUGGAUCAGGAUGUAAACGUGUAUGAGAUAUAAACAAUGGAAUAAUCAUCCGUAUCGAUAUACGUAAGGCUUUACGACAGGAGAGAGAGGACACAGCUGAUAGGAUUUAAUUGUUUAAGACAGUCAGGACCGGCAGUGAAAGUUUCUAUUUUUCUACAUGGAAAACCAAUUCAGUUUCGCUGCAUUUAUAGGAUUACUAACGUUUAUCAUUGAUGUUACCUCUGGUACGAUAUGUACACAUACGUACAUACAAAGUUACUACACUUCCUAUGGCAGACUGCGAUACCGGAAGCGCUACACUGACAUCUAUUGCUCAGACACCUGCUGUGGGGAUUCCGAUUCACAUUACUGCUGUCAAUUUCAAAAAGAAACUCCAGUCAGUGAAAUACUUGGUAUUGUGAUUGGAACAUUAUCGGGGUGUUUGGUUCUGCUGUUUUUCUGUUUGUGCAUCUGGCUAGCGACCUCUAAACAACGACGCGACAGAAGUCAAAGACAACGAAAUGCGGCAAACAUAUCUCACAUCAGCGGUCAUUUACGGCGUAGUACGCAAGGAGAUGUAAGAUUACCUCCAUCUUACGAAGAGACGGUGUUGGGGUAUGACAACAAUGGCUUCUCCCAGGACUUUUAUUCACUGCCUCCGUCUUACAAUGACGUUUUCUUCAACGAACCGCUUAAAACAGAAAGAGAUACAGAGAAUGUUCUAGAAAAUAGCCCAUCCUCUAGCAACGACCGAGGGAUUGGUCAACCGACAGAUAAUGUUCACGUGAACAAUGGUGAACUCUCACGAACAUAUGAUAGGUCUGAAAGCGUUACAUCAGAUUCCAUUUUGUUGCACUACAACAGAGAAAAUGAUGCGGUCAUGACAUACAGUGUGACGUCAGCAAACGUGGAUAACGUAACGGACAGGGAUAAUGAAGUUAAUGAAUAUUCAGUAGCAUUGGUAACCGAACCACAAAGUUCUGUUUCUAGCGUGGGUUGAUAUAUAGAUUGAUUUUCCCAAAUGGCGUAUGGCUGUGAUUUUGUCUUUUGAAUUAAUGUGUUAAAUGUACUACCAAUGAUUUGGAAUUACCGUAACUGCAUCGUAAAGAUAAAGACAUUUAUAUAAUGUACAGGAAUAAUGAAAUAAUUAUUAAAAUUGAAAUUAUUUAAAAAACGCUGAUGGCUAUGACAUAGGCAUCAUCAAUAAAUC